This is a messenger RNA of Dromiciops gliroides (monito del monte), 4475 nucleotides long. RefSeq names its product tumor protein p53 binding protein 2 (gene TP53BP2). Gene Ontology annotation, molecular function: p53 binding. The record is from RefSeq and is a predicted model, not a curated record. The coding region runs from base 262 to 3669 and encodes 1135 amino acids. Gene Ontology annotation, cellular component: nucleus. The transcript is spliced from 18 exons. Gene Ontology annotation, biological process: signal transduction; regulation of apoptotic process. Lineage: Eukaryota; Metazoa; Chordata; Mammalia; Microbiotheria; Microbiotheriidae.
AGCCGCCGGGGACGCAGAGCAGACAAAGCCGCGGCGUGGGGGCGCUGCCACUCGAGAGGGGGUGGGCCUGGGGGCUCGGAGGCCUCUCUUCUAGGUCGGUGGGCUCCGUGUGGGCGCCGCUCUCGGCCUGAACCGUCCGCCUCCCCUCGCAACAGGUCCGGCCUCCCCUGCCCCACCGCCCCGGCCCGGGCCCCGCACUGCUAUCUGGGGUCUAGUCCCCGCGCUCGCCGGGCGGAGUCUCCAGCCCGGCUCCUCGCUUCGAUGCGGUUCGGAUCCAAAAUGAUGCCGAUGUUUCUUACGGUGUACCUUAGCAACAAUGAACAGCAUUUCACAGAGGUUCCAGUUACCCCAGAAACAACAUGCAGAGAUGUGGUAGAGCUCUGUAAGGAGCCUGGAGAGAGUGACUGCCAUUUGGCUGAAGUGUGGGGCAGUUCAGAGCGUCCAGUUGCAGAUAAUGAGAGAAUGUUUGAUGUUCUACAGCGGCUUGGAGUCCAGAAAAGUGAAGUUCGUUUCUUUCUUCGCCAUGAACGUCCCCCUAACAGGGAUAUAGUGAGUGGACCAAGGAUUCAGGAUCCUAUCUCAAAAAGGAAUGGGGUUAAAGUUCCUGGUGAUCGAAGAAUUGAGAAUGGUGUUAAUAGUCCCAGGAUAGAUAUGACUCUUGCUGAGUUGCAAGAGAUGGCAACACGCCAACAGCAGCAGAUUGAGGCUCAGCAGCAAAUGCUGGCUACCAAGGAACAACGCUUAAAGUUUUUAAAGCAGCAAGAUCAGCGCCAGCAGCAACAAGCUGCAGAACAAGAAAAACUGAAGAGACUAAAGGAAAUUGCUGAGAAUCAGGAAGCCAAGUUGAAAAAAGUGAGAGCUCUCAAGGGUCAUGUAGAACAGAAAAGACUCAGUAAUGGAAAACUUGUGGAGGAAAUUGAACAGAUGAAUAGUUUGUUCCAGCAGAAACAAAGAGAGCUGGUUCUGGCUGUGGCAAAAGUUGAGGAACUCACCAGACAACUGGAGAUGCUGAAGAAUGGUAGAAUUGAUGGAUACCAUGACAACCAGUCUGCAGUAGCUGAGCUCGAUCGACUAUACAAGGAACUGCAGUUAAGAAACAAAUUGAAUCAGGAGCAAAAUGCCAAACUACAGCAACAGAGGGAGUGUUUGAACAAGCGCAAUUCCGAGGUGGCAGUCAUGGACAAGCGUGUGAACGAGCUGCGGGACCGUCUGUGGAAGAAGAAGGCAGCGCUGCAGCAAAAGGAAAAUGGACCAAUUUCAUCUGAUGGGAAUCUUCCUCAACAAGUGGUAUCAGCUCCAAGUAGAGUGGCGGCAGUAGGUCCCUACAUCCAGUCCUCCACUAUGCCACGGAUGCCCUCACGGCCAGAACUUCUGGUGAAAGCACCUUUUCCAGAUGGCUCUUUAACCACGCAGGCACCGGACAGUCUGCUCAAAACACAAACUCUACCUAAUAUGAGAGCUGGGGCUGUCUCACAAGCAAAAGGCUCUAAAGUCCAUCAAGCUGGCCAUGAUUGGAAUCAUUCAAACACAGAUCUCUUACCUCUCCAGGGAUCAGCCUCUUUACCUAAAAACUCAAUGAAUUCUGCUGAACAAGUUGAUGAUGGUGAGAUACCACUGAGGGAAAAAGAGAAAAAAGUACGUCCCUUCUCAAUGUUUGACACAGUAGACCAAGCUGCUGCCCCACCACCCUUUGGUAUGCUAAGGAAAAAUCAGAGCAGUGAAGACAUUUUACGGGAUGCCCAGACUGCCAGUAAAAGUGUGGUGAAAGUCCCUCCGCCUGUCCCAACAAAACCAAAACAGAUUAAUUUACCUUCAUUUGGACAAACUAGUCCGCCAGGGUCAGAUGGUAAGCCUGAUGGAAAUCUUCAGAAGUUGCCAUCAAGUGUUAUGUCCUGGGGAAACAAACAGAAAUUAGUAGAGCAACAGCAGCUCCAUCAGAGGGUUGCCCUGCCUCCCACUGUACCUGUAGCUGGCCAGGACCAAGCCCUUUCUCCAAAUUUCAAGCAGGACAGUCCACCUGCUGCAGCAGUCCGGCCUUUUACCCCACAGCCUUCCAAAGAGACUUCUCUUCCACCCUUCCGGAAACCACAGACUGUUGCAGCAAGUUCAAUAUAUUCCAUGUAUACCCAGCAGCAGGCUCCUGGAAAGAACUUCCCACAGGCUGUGCAGAGUGCUGUGACCAAGACACAUACACGAGGCACUCAUUUUUCAAGUGUAUAUGGAAAGCCUGUGAUUGCUAGUGCCCAAAACCAACAACAGUCAGAAAAUAUAUAUUCCAGUAGUCAGGGAAAACCUGGCAGUCCAGAACUGGAAACAGAGCCCGUAUCUUCAGCCCAGGAGAAUCAUGAAAAUGAACGAAUUCCUCGCCCACUCAGUCCAACAAAAUUACUCCCCUUUUUAUCUAACCCUUACCGAAAUCAGAGUGAUGCUGACUUGGAAGCCCUACGUAAGAAACUGUCAAAUGCGCCAAGACCACUAAAGAAGCGGAGCUCAAUUACAGAGCCAGAGGGUCCAAAUGGGCCAAAUAUUCAGAAACUCUUGUAUCAGAGGACCACUCUGGCUGCCAUGGAAACUAUUUCUACCCCAUCAUACUCUUCCAAGCCAACUAUAGUGGCUACCAGCCCUGAAAGCCCAGUGGAAAUCCAGAAUCCAUAUCUAACUGCAGAACCAGAGAAGGAAGUGGUUUCUGUCUCUCCUGAACCAGUUUCCACAGAGGAAGUAGAAAGUGCCAUUACAGAAGAAAAUGAAAUAUCAGUGCCUUCUCCUGGUCUUGAUUGUGUGCCUGAGGGAAUGCCAGAUACCAACAGUCCUACUCAAACUCAUGUAGAAGAACCAAAUUUAGAGGUAUCCAUCCCACUCGAAGUAUAUUUGGAGGAGUACCCACCGUAUCCACCCCCACCAUACCCAUCUGGAGAACCAGAAGGAUUAGGAGAGGAUUCUUUCAGCAUGCGCCCUCCUGAAAUCACUGGGCAGUUUUCUUUGCCUCCUGGCAAAAGGACAAACUUGAGAAAAAUUGGCUCAGAGAGAAUUGCUCAUGGAAUGAGAGUAAAAUUCAAUCCCCUUGCUUUACUUUUAGAUUCAUCUUUGGAAGGAGAAUUUGACCUCGUGCAGAGAAUUAUUUAUGAAGUUGAUGAUCCUAGUCUGCCUAAUGAUGAAGGUAUUACAGCACUUCAUAAUGCUGUUUGUGCAGGUCACACAGAAAUUGUGAAAUUCUUGGUGCAGUUUGGUGUGAAUGUAAAUGCUGCAGAUAGUGAUGGAUGGACUCCAUUACACUGUGCUGCCUCUUGUAAUAAUGUUCAGGUGUGUAAGUUUCUGGUAGAAUCAGGAGCCGCUGUGUUUGCUAUGACUUACAGUGACAUGCAGACUGCUGCAGAUAAAUGUGAAGAAAUGGAAGAAGGCUAUACUCAGUGCUCUCAGUUUCUGUAUGGAGUUCAGGAGAAAAUGGGCAUAAUGAAUAAAGGUGUCAUCUAUGCACUUUGGGAUUAUGAACCUCAAAAUGAUGAUGAACUGCCCAUGAAGGAAGGAGAUUGCAUGACAAUCAUCCGAAGGGAAGAUGAAGAUGAAAUUGAAUGGUGGUGGGCACGGCUCAAUGACAAGGAAGGUUACGUGCCUCGAAAUUUGCUGGGACUGUAUCCAAGAAUUAAACCACGACAAAGGAGCUUGGCGUGAAACCUUUUGGAAUCGUUAUGAAGUACUAAUCUGUGUUAUUAAAAAGAAGUAAUGUGAUUGGUGUGGGCACAAUUUGCAAGUCUUUCUCUCCGUGACAGUGUAACUAACUUGAAAGCAAUGAAGAAUGUGCUUUAGAAGCAAAUGAAGGAUUGACUAAUUCCAUUGAGAACCUUCAACACACUGGAAUGGUGCUUAUAAGCAAGUGGAAUUUGCCCUUUGAGGGGUAAAGAAGCUCCAGACUUGAGCAUGUGGCACUCAUAUGGACAAUGAUGCAGUGCCAUCUAAAUGUUCUGUUUUUUAUAAAAGAAAAAACCUUUUAUCAGUAGGAAAUUCACAUUCUGCCGAAGUGACUUUAUUUUGGAGCCAGCCUCAGUAAAUGACUAUAAUCAUCUUGUGCACACCACAGCGGGCUAAUGCCAUCUCAGCCUGCCCAGGAGCACCCAGGAGCACCUUUGGAUAAGCAGAGCAUUUUCUCAAGUGACUCAGUUGAAGUUGUGAAAAGACAGUACCAUAGUUUGUACUGACCUGAAGAACCAUUAUCUAGUCUUAAGUGAGCAAUAACUUUAUAUGAGUGCUGUAGCAUCUUAAUAAUUUACACACAUAUUUUGAAUAUUAUGCUAUAUUACAUGUAAUUUAGAUUUAGAAUCUUGUUUUUCACCCGAAUUUUGAUUCUGUAUUUAUUGUCUUUUGUAUUUUGGAAUUUAAAUGUAGAAACAUUCUGUAGACUUACCUUUAAAAUUUGUCAGAAUUUUAUCUGAUUUUAUUUUUUUUGUCAAUUGUGAUAAAAUAAAAUUUUUGUCUCUUUA